This is a messenger RNA of Yamadazyma jaroonii, 591 nucleotides long. Lineage: Eukaryota; Fungi; Ascomycota; Pichiomycetes; Serinales; Debaryomycetaceae. The record is from the annotation of a GenBank genome assembly.
AUGGAACCAGAAGGUAAUCAAGUGGCAUUGAAAAUAGGCUUAAUUGGAGAUUCCCAGAUCGGGAAAACAUCCCUAAUGGUCAAAUACGUCGAAGGAACAUUUGAUGAUGAUUACAUCCAAACCCUUGGAGUCAAUUUUAUGGACAAAAAGAUCCGGAUCAAGAACACCGUCAUAACGUUCUCCAUCUGGGAUUUGGGGGGACAGAAGGAAUUCAUCAAUAUGUUACCUUUGGUGUCGAAUGAUGCCAUUGCCAUAUUAUUCAUGUUUGAUUUGACGAGGAAAUCCACGUUAAAUUCCAUCAAGGAAUGGUACCGACAAGUUAGAGGGUUCAACAAGACCGCCAUACCGUUCUUAGUGGGGACAAAGUAUGAUGAAUUCAUUGAUAUGUCCAAUCAGGAUCAAUUGGAAAUUACUCAACAGGCAAAGAAGUUCGCUAGUGCCAUGAAGAGUCCGGUGGUGUUCUGUUCCACUAGUCAUAGCAUUAACGUACAGAAGAUAUUCAAGAUUAUAUUGUCGAAGGCGUUUGAUUUGAAAUUGAAUUUGGACGAGAUCCAUAAUGUGGGGGAGCCUAUUUUGAUCUAUAAGCAGUAG